This is a messenger RNA of Morus notabilis, 1190 nucleotides long. Its product is annotated as GDSL esterase/lipase At2g04570. Gene Ontology annotation, molecular function: hydrolase activity, acting on ester bonds. Bases 78 to 1139 code for a protein of 353 amino acids. The record is from RefSeq and is a predicted model, not a curated record. Lineage: Eukaryota; Viridiplantae; Streptophyta; Magnoliopsida; Rosales; Moraceae. The transcript has 3 exons.
UGACAUACAUUACUAACAGUAGUACUGCCAUUAAAAUAUAAAAAAAAUAUAAAAUAAAAAAAAACCGUGAACAAAAUAUGGCAAAAGCAUACAUAUUGAUCAGCUCAAUGUGGAUCCUUGCAAUUCAGUUCCUAAUAAUGGUGUACAAAAGUGAUGCAAAAGUGCCGGCCAUAAUUGUGUUUGGGGACUCAACCGUGGACGCUGGCAACAACAACCAAAUCCCCACCAUUGCCAGGAGCAAUUUUGUGCCUUAUGGCCGUGAUUUCACCGGUGGAAGGCCUACCGGGAGGUUCUCGAAUGGGCGCAUACCGACCGACUUCAUCUCGGAGGCGUUCGGGCUAAAAUCAACAAUUCCUGCUUACUUGGAUCCUGCUUACAAAAUCUCAGAUUUUGCCUCUGGUGUCACUUUUGCCUCUGCUGGGACUGGCUAUGAUAAUGCAACUUCGUCUGUGCUAGAUGUGAUACCACUAUGGAAGGAGUUGGAGUACUACAAGGAAUACCAAAAGAAACUCAAAACCUAUCUUGGAGAACAACAAGCAAAGGAGAGAAUAAGCGAAGCUCUCCACAUGAUGAGCUUGGGAACCAACGAUUUCCUAGAGAACUACUACACAAUGCCCGGCCGAUCAUCGCGAUACAACGUCGAGCAGUACCAAGAUUUCCUCGUCGGAAUCGCGAAGAAUUUCGUCAAGGAAUUGUACAAUCUCGGCGCUCGCAAAGUCUCCCUUGGAGGGUUACCUCCCAUGGGGUGCUUGCCCUUGGAAAGGACCACCAAUAUCUUCGGUCGCAAUGACUGUGUCGAGAGGUAUAACGUUGUGGCUUUGCAGUUUAAUGGAAAGUUGGAGAAGUUAACCGCAAGCCUAAACCAGGAACUCUCCGGUGUCAAAGUGGUCUUCUCAAACCCCUACGAUCCUCUCCUGAAUAUCGUAAGGCAACCUUCUUCUUUUGGAUUUGAAGUCGCCUCAGUGGCAUGUUGUGCGACAGGAAUGUUCGAGAUGGGUUAUGCAUGCAACCGAAACAACAUGUUCACCUGCACAGAUGCAAACAAGUACGUCUUCUGGGAUUCCUUCCAUCCCACAGAGAAAACAAGUCAUAUCAUCUCAGAGUAUCUCGUCAAGCACGCUCUCGCUGUGUUUCUUUAAUUGAUAUUAUUUGCAUAUAGCUACCGUUUUAUAUAUAUGUUUUUAUUAUAG